CCCCUGCAGACCACGUGUACCAUAACGUUCAACCAAAAGCGUCCUUUUUGUGACCAACAGUGUCACCACAGCUGGAAGCACAAAGCCCAACAAGCUAGCAGACUCCACCAUUCCAUGGGCAGGGCACAGCCCUAGGAGGGCGUCAAGGCCUGCUUAUGCCUGUUGACCACAGAUCUAGCCAUCCUCCAAUACGCUUAGUUAAGUGGUGCUGCCCGCCCAUUUCUGCUUCCUCAACCAACCUCUCUUGUGUCACUUCAGCCUCAGCACCUCUUAUUUGCACCCCCCAAAAUAAUCCUCUUUGUGUGAGAUUUCAAGUCCCCUUUCUAAGCCAGAUGCCGUCCUGGAGGCUGGGAUCACAAUGAUAGCCUGGAGCUGUGAGGAGCCACCCCUCGGGCUGAGCUGGUGCGGCACCCUCGGAGUCCUGGUGGGCAAGGGCGAGCCAGCAGCAGUCUCUGGCACGCAUACCUUUACCUAGUGAGGGAGCAUGUCUGAGUUUGUUGAAAGUUCCUAUCUUUUGUCUUGGGUGAUUGUACCUGUUCCUGUCUUCCGCUCAUUUGGUCAUAUAUCUCCUUUCACUUCCUUCCUGCUCCCUUCCGACCCUUUCCUCCUUACGUCCCCUUCCUGCUCCCUCCCUCCUGGGGACUUCCUCUCUCAGCCCACACACACCCCACUUCUCAGCGGAUCCUGCAGAGAGACCCGGUUCUUGCUCCCCUGCCUUCUCACUGCCCCUGCAGCCCGUCCUGACAGAACCAAGGAAAGGUAUGAUUUAAGUCUGGAUGAAACAGGAGCUUUGACAUUUCAGAGAGUGCAGUUUGCCAUGGGUCUACCUCUGUUAAAACGUGCAAUUCAGGAACAGGCAGAGAACACAAAGAAUUUUGUCAGUCGGAGCCUGGUCAUAGAAGAAGUCCUCUCCAUGGCGGACAUGGCCACAGGAGUAAAGCGUGGAAUAAUUUACUGGCUAUUUGGUGGCGCAGUCAGGAAUCUUGGAAGCCCGGGACAUGUGACUAAGUGGCUUCAGCCACUCCAGGGGCAGAAAUACACUGGGAUGUUCGCAGUGACCGAGAGGGGCCACGGGAGCGACGUGAGAGGGAUCCAGACCCAAGCCACCUUUGACCUCUCUGCGCAGGAGUUUGUAAUUGACACGCCGUGUGAAAAUGCUGAGAAGAUGUUUGUCGGAAACGCGAUGCAUGGGAAUUACGCGGCCGUGUUUGCUCAGCUCACCGUAAAUGGAAGGUCUCAAGGGCCCCACUGUUGCAUUGUUCCUGUCCGCGAUGAAAACGGAAGCUUGUACCCAGGAGUGACGGCCGUUGAUAUGAUGUACAAAGAAGGCCUGCGUGGUGUGGCUAAUGGGAUUUUAAUAUUUCACGAGGUUCGGAUUCCAAGGGAGAACCUUCUGGAUAAGUUUGGCUCUGUGGCUCCAGAUGGGCGGUCCUGUUCCCCUAUUAAGAACAAGAGUGCAAGAUUCAACGGGAUGCUGGCAGCGCUGACCCCUUCAAGGUUAGCUGUGACUUUCCAAGCUAUGGGUGCCACGAAGCUUGGGCUGACGAUAGCCAUCCGCUAUAGUCACAGCCGGAGGCACUUUGGGCCUAAAGCCAAGAAAGAAGUCAAGAUCACUGAGCACCAAAUACAGACCCUUUGGCGGAUGCCUCACCUGGCCACAGCCUUGGCCUUGACCUUCGCCAGCAGGUCUGCUGGGGGCCUCCUGGACAAGGACGUCUUCCGUGGGAAGGAGCUCGUGGACAGUCGCCCCUUGCAGGCUCUGGUGGCGGGGCUGAAGGCCUACAGUACGUGGGAGAACGUCAGCUGCCUGCAGGACUGCCGCGAGUGCACAGGAGGCAUGGGUUACAUGAUGGAAAACCGAAUCUCAGGCCUAAAAUGUGACACGGAUGUGUUUGUAACUUUUGAAGGCGACAAUGUUGUUAUGCUGCAGGUUGUGGUGUGGGAACUGCUGGCUCGAUAUACCAAACAGCAUCAAGAGAAGCCACUCUCCCCCGUGUUCCGAGACUGGGCUGAGUCUGGGAGUGACAAGCUGAGAACCAGUUUCUUGGCAUUUGAUGUGGACACAGUCGGUAAUCUCGCCUUUCUGUUGAAAGCAGUGAAUUUUCGCGCAAGGGCUCUUCGCCGGAGUUUGGUGGCCAGAAUUCAUUACAAGGUGACGAGCAAGAAGGAGGACUUGUUCAGUGCCUGGAACUUGUGUCUUCGUCAUGUUGCCUCCCUGUCUCUGGCGUGCAUUCACAGAGUUACUCUAGAGCACUUCUGCCUGGCAGUGAGGAGCUGUCCUGAGCAAGAAGACCAGGCUUUGUUAAUGAAGUUUUGUCUGCUAUAUGGAACCAAGCUGGUGUUUCAGGAGCGAGCCUGGUAUCUAGAACAUAAAUAUUUGACUCCCACGGCCAGCACGAGGAUUAGGAGUCAGUUACUGGAUUUGUGCGACUCGGUGAAGGAUAAUGCCCUGAGGGUGAUCUCCGCCUUUAACAUUCCACACACCUCCCUCCAUGCACCAAUCGCCGGAAUCACCAAUGCGCAGGCGGCCUGGGCCUUCUACCCUGCACCGCCACAACCCCAGGCCCGAGAAGGGGCGCGCUCUCAGCGGCCCAAGCUGGGAGCCAAGUUAUAG
Molecule: messenger RNA, 2614 nt
Organism: Leopardus geoffroyi (Geoffroy's cat)
Lineage: Eukaryota; Metazoa; Chordata; Mammalia; Carnivora; Felidae
Gene: ACOXL
Product: acyl-CoA oxidase like
Exons: 19
Coding region: 485-2614 (709 amino acids)
Biological process (GO): fatty acid beta-oxidation using acyl-CoA oxidase; lipid homeostasis
Cellular component (GO): peroxisome
Molecular function (GO): fatty acid binding; acyl-CoA oxidase activity; FAD binding
Source: RefSeq, a predicted model, not a curated record